AUGGACAACUCUGCGCCAGCGUCAGGACAGAAUGACACCACCGCGACGACGAGUAGAGCAUUGACCCACGAACCACCCCCUUUCCUCUCGAGGAUAACCCGCCUCUCCCGAAUCUACACGGCGAAAUCGCUAGCUUUUCCUUCGGCCUGGCUCAGGGAGUGGAAGGAGUACUUUUACCCGCCGUCGACGAGGCCGGAUAUAGUGAAGAGUUAUGAGUGCAGGCCUGAUUUGCCUGUCCGUCCACGGCUCCGCCGCCGCGCCUUUUGUCCUGGGCACUCCGAGAGAUGA
Molecule: messenger RNA, 288 nt
Organism: Podospora pseudopauciseta
Lineage: Eukaryota; Fungi; Ascomycota; Sordariomycetes; Sordariales; Podosporaceae
Exons: 2
Coding region: 1-288 (95 amino acids)
Source: RefSeq, a predicted model, not a curated record